Anopheles coluzzii is the source of this 1000-nucleotide messenger RNA. Its product is annotated as spindle and kinetochore-associated protein 1-like. The transcript has 3 exons. Gene Ontology annotation, cellular component: mitotic spindle; outer kinetochore; spindle microtubule. Gene Ontology annotation, biological process: chromosome segregation; regulation of microtubule polymerization or depolymerization; mitotic cell cycle. Lineage: Eukaryota; Metazoa; Arthropoda; Insecta; Diptera; Culicidae. The coding region runs from base 121 to 927 and encodes 268 amino acids. The record is from RefSeq and is a predicted model, not a curated record. Gene Ontology annotation, molecular function: microtubule binding.
CGACACACGUUCCCAAGAUGCUACAAGAAUUGAAAUGUCAAUCAACUGUCAGACGGUCAGCUACUGUUAAAAUUUCAAACAAAAACAAUCGUAAUCUCUUGAAAACGCAAGCGAAGAAAAAUGGACCAAACGUUGGAUGCUAUUCUCCAAAAGCAAUUAGAUACCAUUCAACGUAUCGAACUGUUUCUGGACAUAUAUAAGUGUAAAGAGUUCGUCGCAGCCGAUCUAAACAAAUUGAAGGAGGAUUCGGGUGAAGCGGCGGAGAAAUUAUCGCGCACCAGGGAAUACCUCGAAACGGACCGAAAGGAUGUGUGUUCACAGUUCAUCAAAAUAAUGCAGAAAAUGCGACGCAACGAACUACUUAUGCUUCAUCUGUGGGAAGUUGGACCACACAGCGAGGCGGCAAAUGCUAAACCUGCUCAAUCAGAUACACCGAAAUCAAUGCCACUCAAGGAGCUGCAGAACGACAACCCCUCGAAAAUGCACCUCACAGACUAUUCUAAAUCUCCGUUUGCAACACGGUCCAAGUCCAAGGAUAUACAUUUUUAUGACUUUGAUGCAGAAAUAACGGAAGAAGAAUUUGAGACGAUCCCCAAGUAUUUGCGGGGUCGCAUGCAACUGUCCGAACUGAUCCAGUUCCUUGAAAAGGAUGUGAUUAAAUGCUUCGAGGAGAAAUACACGCUUAUGUACAAACAUCGCAAGGCUGUUUCCAACCAGCAUGAUCUUACUGCUUGGAAAGAUUACAACAGCAUGCAGGCAAAGUUUCCUGAUCGUAAAUUCAUCACGCAGGACGAUCUAUUGCACAAAUCUGGCAAAGCAUUGGACAAGAAGAGCUAUGCAAAGUUACAAAUGCUUCGAUAUCUUCACAUUCUCCAAGAAGUGCGCUCUGAGGGAACAGUGUACUUCCUGUGGAUUUACAGCAGAUAACAGGAUUCGUUUCGCAGCACUUUUUAUUACAAAAUACACGCAAGGUCCGAGAAGGGCCAUCUUACACAUUAAA